Molecule: messenger RNA, 3096 nt
Organism: Corythoichthys intestinalis (scribbled pipefish)
Lineage: Eukaryota; Metazoa; Chordata; Actinopteri; Syngnathiformes; Syngnathidae
Gene: rbm39b
Product: RNA binding motif protein 39b
Exons: 15
Coding region: 1644-2741 (365 amino acids)
Biological process (GO): mRNA processing
Cellular component (GO): nucleus
Molecular function (GO): U1 snRNP binding; RNA binding
Source: RefSeq, a predicted model, not a curated record
GGUGGCAAGCAUGUCCGGCCUAAGAUGAUCGCAGCGGCAACGAACUAACGAAGAAGAAUUCUGUAAACGAGGCUACGACAUUUUUCUUUGCGUAACAAACAUAAACGUCUUACAGAAGACACUUUUUGGAAUUAAUUCAAGUGGUGUCUACAGAACGACAGGCUCAAAGACAAUUCUUUUCAGCGAGAUAUCAUCGUCGAGAUUUUGACUUGACUCACAUUUUCACCAGCUCCGAACGGAAUCGCUAUGGCUGAUGAUUUUGACGUGGAGGCCAUGCUGGAGGCGCCGUUCAGGAAGACUUCCCUAAUGAUAUCUCACCUCUACUCCCAUGAAUUCAUCUUUGAUUCCACUGUGAACUGUGAAAAAAAGGAAGGUAGUUAUUGUGCAUAUACUGAUGUACUGUGGUUCACCAUAGGAUUAAAGAUAUUUGCCCCAAACCACCCAGGCCCUAUUCGGUUACAACAAGAUGGCCACAGGAAGAUUCUAGUGUUUGCUCAUCUCCUCGAUACCUUUUAAUAAGAAGCACCAUUCACACACAUUCCUCUACUGUAAGUAAGCUAUGUUGAUCAACGUGCUCGUUUAACUUAUAAAUAUGAAUACUGCCUCUUUGCCUCAUUCAACUUGAAUGUGUAUCAGCAUCAUCGUUUUUGCAUGCUACACAAGAGCGGAUAUGUAGUACUUCAAUUGAAUGUAAAGUGACUUUGCACACAACAGUCAAGACGAAAUUACACUCAAGAUAAUAGUCUCUCGGGAGAGUUUUCUUUAAAAAUUGAUUUCAAAUAUCAAUUCAUUUUUUUUCUUGGGCGUCAAUAUUACUAAGAAGUGUGAAUCCCUGUUUGCUUCAGGGCAAGAUGUGUGACAGAGGUGGCAUCGAGCUCUUACAGUCCAAGAACGAAAAUGGGUGAAGAUCACUGGACUGACACCAACCACAAAGGAUCUCUUUUAGUGGCCCCGUGUCAUGCGUGGUCACAUGAUUAGGCACAAAUAGUGACAUCGGUACGACUUGUAAUAGGGGGAAGGGUUGAGAUGAGCUGCCAAUUGUCAGAGCUUCCACAACUCAGCUAAUAGUCGUGUUUGGGACACCCUCCAUCUUUGAAUAAGAUUACUUUGCAGCCAUGUAAAGAAAAGAAGCAGCAUUUGGGGGAAGGACACCUGUCCGGGCACAAAAGAAAGGCAUUUCCAAGUACUAUUAUUAAUUAAAAUAUUUCUGCAUUUUCUCUUGUCCCACCCCCUCCCCUUGUACCAUGACGCCUUGAAAUAUUGCGUCUUCGUCUUCAUGAUGUUCUUCUAUCAACCUUGCUUAGGAUGAGGUCAAGUCUUCUCAUGCAAACGGGCAUGAUGGCCAGAACAGGAAAAAGAGGCGAAGCAAGAGCAGAAGCCCAGGCUCCAAGAAAAAAAGGAGCCGAAGCAGAGACAGAAAGAAGGGCAAGAAAAGGAGCAGGAGCCGAGAAAGGAAGCGAAGCCGCAGCAGGGAACGCCACCGCAGCCGCUCUCGAAGCAGGGAGCGCGCUGGGCGCUACAAAGCCCGCAAAAGUCCAAUACGGAAACGUUCCAAAAGUCCUGUCAAAAAAGAGAAGAGUCCAGUCAGGCAACCAAUUGACAAUCUUACACCAGAGGAGCGAGAUGCCCGCACCGUUUUCUGCAUGCAACUGGCUGCCAGAAUCAGAGCUCGAGACCUGGAGGAUUUCUUCUCGGCUGUGGGAAAAGUAAGAGAUGUGAGAAUGAUAUCAGACCGGAAUUCCAGGAGAUCGAAAGGGAUCGCCUACAUUGAAUUUGUGGAGUCAUCUUCAGUUCCCCUGGCCAUCGGACUGACUGGCCAGCGCCUUUUGGGAGUGCCCAUUAUUGUCCAGGCCUCUCAGGCGGAGAAGAACAGAGCGGCCGCAGCCGCCAAUAAUCUUCAGAAGGGCAGCGCCGGUCCCAUGCGGCUGUACGUGGGCUCGCUGCAUUUUAACAUUACCGAGGAAAUGCUUCGAGGGAUCUUUGAACCUUUUGGAAAGAUUGAAGGAAUUCAGCUAAUGAUGGACAGUGAAACUGGCCGCUCCAAAGGAUAUGGCUUCAUAUCUUUUGCAGAUGCUGAGUGCGCAAAAAAGGCCUUAGAGCAACUGAAUGGCUUCGAGCUAGCCGGCCGGCCAAUGAAGGUAGGCCACGUUACAGAGCGUUCGGACGCAUCCACUGCGAGCUCCUUCCUGGACAAUGAUGAACUGGAACGGACAGGAAUCGACCUGGGAACCACAGGACGACUGCAACUCAUGGCGCGACUUGCUGAAGGAACUGGUCUAAAAAUUCCCCCUGCUGCUCAGCAGGCUUUACAGAUGACUGGCACAAUACCCUAUGGAAACCCUAUGGCCACACCAGCAGCUGUUCCAGCUCCUCCACCGAGCCAAGCUUUGAACCUUCCAUCUCAGCCACUGGCAACACACUGCCUUCAGUUAUCCAACCUCUUCAACCCACAAUCGGAAAAUGAUCCCAGCUGGGCCAUUGAGAUCCAAGAUGAUGUCAUUGAGGAGUGUAACAAGCAUGGAGGAGUGGUUCACAUUUAUGUUGACAAGAAUUCUGCUCAGGGGAAUGUGUAUGUGAAGUGCCCCUCCAUACCAGCAGCAAUGGCCUCUGUAAAUGCACUUCAUGGGCGCUGGUUUGCUGGAAAAAUGAUCAAGGCAGCCUAUGUUCCCUUACCAACGUAUCACAAUCUUUUCCCGGAUUCAGUAACAGCGAAGCAGCUCCUAAUGCCAACACGUCGAUAGUGAGAGAUGUCGCUUCCGGCUAUCAGUGUACAUAUAUUUCUUGCAUUGAUUAAAAUGUAUUUGAAAAGGUUGCAUUGAUGUUCAGUGGCUCAAGUUCGUAUAUACCCUUGAAAAGUGAGCAGUUUUGAGUUCGCGUUCAAAUUUGUGCUGUCAACGACCACUGAAGAAAUCUGCAGAUCUGUUUUGAGAUAAUCCUGUCAUAUCUGCUCGUUUCCUUCAGUAAUUUAGAAUGACAACAGGAUUAAACAAGUGUGCUGGGGCAUUGGGUCUCAAAAACCAAAAGUGUAUUGUCUACAAUAAUCCUUUGUAACUUUUUACAGCCAUAAUUUCAUUUUUAGUAUGAAAGCUCCCAAUA